AUGAGAAAGGGUAAGAGGAGACGGCCAGACGCCAGGCGCUGGGGGUCCUCUUCGAAGAACACCAGCUCCCAGUCCACCCCGCAGGACACCAGUUACGACUCCCCUCCACAGCCCUCUGGCCUGCAGCCCACUCCGCUGAACCCUGGCUCGGACACCAGCUCACAGCCCACCAGCCUGGAGUCCAGCCCCCAGAAUUCCACGCCCCCCAAUCUCCCCACUCUUCCUGAUCUCCCUGCUCCCCAAGACAGCGCCCCGACUCAGUCCUUCCUGCCUGUGGACCAAGAUGCCAGAGCAGCCUCUCCAGCUAAGUUAUCAGGGCGUCUGAUGCAUGUGGGCCCAUCCUGCGCCUGCGUGCCCUGCCCAGGCAGCUCUACCUGCUGGCAUCAUCCAGGGCAGUGUCAUGGCCGCAUCCACGAUGCCCUGAUGCCCCGGGACUGGCAUCCCCUCUCUGGGAGAGGAAUUCCAAGUCUCCUGACCAUCUACAGGUUCUGA
Messenger RNA from Elephantulus edwardii (Cape elephant shrew), 492 nucleotides. RefSeq names its product spermatogenesis associated 3 (gene SPATA3). Lineage: Eukaryota; Metazoa; Chordata; Mammalia; Macroscelidea; Macroscelididae. The transcript is spliced from 2 exons. Bases 1 to 492 code for a protein of 163 amino acids. The record is from RefSeq and is a predicted model, not a curated record.